GAUAUCCACAUAACUGGAAUUUACAUUGUUUAUCAACCAAAAAUCUAACCAACCAAAAGUCUACUAAUAAAAUGUUUUCAGUUUUACUAAAACUAUUAUCAGCUUUUCACUAUAUAUAUAAAACUGUAUUUAAACAAUAGUAUAUUACAUAAUACUAGGUAAUAUACCCUAGGUGGGGAACCUGCGGCCUCUGCGAGGUUCUUGUGCGGCCCUUUGCCACCUAGUACAAAAAUGGUAGAGUUCGUUUCAAACAACUAUUGUACAUCAACGCCAUGACAGUUGCACGAAAAAUCCCGCCAAAGACAGUCAUAUUGUAACAUGACGUCAGAAUACUAGUCUGAAACGGACUCUAACACGCAUGAGCGAGGCUCUGGCCCACAGACCAUCCGUUUCAGACUUGGACACUCAAUGUUAAUUUUUUAAACAGUUUUUUAAAAAAUGUUAAUUUUUUAAAAAACUGUUUAAAAAGCGCUAGCAGCGCCAACUACCUUGUCUAAGAAGUAAACAAAACUCGGUUUCAGAUCUCCCAUUUGAGUGUCACACCUUGCUUUGGCUUCUCUGACUCGCAUCUCUCAACGCUUCCCUGUUGCGAUCUUCAGCAAACUGUAGUUAACAGUGAGUGCUUAUAACAGUUACACGGUUUUAUUGUAUUUCUAGAAAGUAUACACUUUGUUAAAGAUAUUAUUUGAUAUUCGUUUUUUUAUCCAUCAUGUCAAAUAGUAAGAGAAGAAAAUUAGGUGAUGAAAACAGAACAUUUAAUGUAGAAUGGGAGUUAGAUUUUUUCUUUACUGCUGAGAAAGAUAAAAUGAUGUGUUUGUUGUGCAAUACAGUUUUAAAUACUUUAAAAAAAGCGAAUGCAAAUAAACACUAUUUGACUCAUAAAGAACAUAAAUAUUUCGCUUUAGAAGGUGAAUCACGAAAAGCUGCACUUCAAAAGUUGAAAAAUGAGAAGCAUCAUCAGCAGGCAUCUUUUAGUGCCUUUGUAAAUCAAAAUUCCGCUGCAGUUGCUGUUACGUAUAAAAUAGCACAUAUACUUGGAAAAAGGGGCAAACCAUUUAGUGACAUUGAAAUAAUUAAAGAAUGUAUUGUUGAAGCAGUGAGUAUGUUAGAUCCAAGAAAUGUCGACAAAUACAAACAAUUACCUCUUUCAAGAAGAACUGUAACAGAUCGACAGCACGAAUUAGCGCAAAAUGUAACAGAGCAACUUCAUACAAUUAUACAAAAUGAAGAUGUUUAUUUUUCAAUUGCUUUAGAUGAAAGCACUGAUAAAACAGAUUCGGCACAAGUUUUAUAUUUUAUUCGUGCUAUAACUAAAGAUUUUCAAUGUUACGAAGAACUACUUGCGUUGGGUACACUAACUGGAAGAACUCGAGGAGCCGAUAUUUUCGAAAACUUCAAAGAAGUAUGUAAUAAAUUACAAUUGAAUGUCAGUAAUUUAGUCAGUGUCUGCACCGAUGGCGCACCUUCCAUGAGAGGCAAAAAAGAAGGAUUCGUUGCUUUGUUAAAAAAGGAAAACUUAAACUUGAAAAAAUUGAUAUCAUUUCACUGCAUUUUGCAUCAGCAAAAUCUUUGCGCAAAAUCUACCAUUUUGCAAGACACUCUGGAUAGAACCAUUGCCAUUGUCAACUAUAUUCGCGUAAAUGCAAUGCGUCAUCGUGAAUUUCGGCAGAUGCUCUCUUUAGAUGAGGAAACGUAUAGUGUUGACCUACCAUACUACUGCAAGGUUCGCUGGCUAUCAACAGGUCAGGUUUUGAUAAAAGUUUUGUCUUUACGACGACAAAUUUUAAACUUUUAUCAAGAACAAGGAAAACAAUGUGAUCUAUCAGAUGAAGUAUUUCUCAGAAACCUUGCAUUUUUGUCUGAUAUGAUGACAAAACAAAACAAUUUAAAUAUUUGCCUGCAAGGUGAAACGAGGUAUAUUUAUGAAAUGUGGCAAAAGAUCCAAGCGUUUAGAAAAAAAUUAUCAUUUUUCAAAACAUUGCUUUGUCGAUCGGAAAUAUCUGCACAACACUUCCCGGAGCUAGCUAAAAUGUUAAAUGAGCAGAACUGUGAAAAUAAAAUAUUCGAUGAAUAUGUAGGUGUCUUGGAUUGUUUAAUAGAAGAGUAUACUAAUAGAUUUUCUGAUUUUGACGAGCACACUCCUGCUAUGAAACUGGCAUUUGAACCACAUUUAAUAGAUAUAUCCGAGGCUCCUGCAGAACUACAAAUGGAGUUAAUUGAUUUAGGGGAAGAUAGUAUCAUCAAAUCCCUUUUUAACGCUAAAAAGGAUCCCAUAGAAAUCUGGAAAAAUGCUGUUGAAUAUCCAUGCCUUCGAGAACAUGCUCGCCGUUUACUUUCCUGCUUCGGAAGUACCUACUGUUGCGAGACAACAUUUUCUCUCAUGUCAAAAAUAAAAACAAAUUUAAGAACGCAAAUUACAGAUGCACAUUUAGAGGAUCAAUUAAAGCUGUGUGUUACGAAGCUUGAUCCAAAUAUACAAUUACUGUCAAACAAAAAACAAAGCCAAAUAAGUCACUAACUUAGUGAAUAAAAAAAUAUUUUUUAUUGUAUUUUUUUAUAUUUUUAUAUUACUUUAUAUGUAUAUUAUAUUUAAAAUUUUGUAGUAUUAUAUUUUUUUCUAUAUAAUGCAAUAAAUUGUUAAAUCUAGAGAAAAACUAUAAUAAUUUCACAAAAGUCACUUUCUUAGGUCAAUCAGCUUAUGCGGCCUCUCUUAUUGCUGCCUAAUUUAAAUGUGGCCUCUAAUGGUAAAAAGGUUCCCCACCUCUGUAAUAUACUGUAAGUAGUGUUAAAAAUUUUUUUAUUAAUUUAUUUCAGUUUGUUUUGUAUAAACUUUAUUAAAUAUAUUUUGUAACAAAUCAAUUUUUAAGUAAUUAAAUCUCCAAUUUUUAUAUUUACAUAC
This is a messenger RNA of Centruroides sculpturatus (bark scorpion), 2899 nucleotides long. Its product is annotated as general transcription factor II-I repeat domain-containing protein 2B-like. The transcript has a single exon. Gene Ontology annotation, molecular function: protein dimerization activity. NCBI's taxonomy places the organism in Eukaryota, Metazoa, Arthropoda, Arachnida, Scorpiones, Buthidae. The record is from RefSeq and is a predicted model, not a curated record. Bases 710 to 2518 code for a protein of 602 amino acids.